This is a messenger RNA of Salvelinus fontinalis (brook trout), 5501 nucleotides long. It is a transcript of the gene cracdla, whose product is annotated as cracd like a. The record is from RefSeq and is a predicted model, not a curated record. The transcript is spliced from 12 exons. Bases 1300 to 4797 code for a protein of 1165 amino acids. Lineage: Eukaryota; Metazoa; Chordata; Actinopteri; Salmoniformes; Salmonidae.
CUCUUCAUCCGAAGAGGAGGAGUAGGGAUUGGACCAAAGCGCAGCAUUGUGAUACGACAUGAUAUUUAUUAAACAAGACGAAAACUAAACACAGUUGAGAAAUUACAAAAUAGUAAAAACGACGUAGACAGACCUGAACAUGGAACUUACAUAAAUACGCGAAGAACUCACGAAGAGGAACAGACUACAUACACGAACGACAAAACGAAACAGUCCCGUGUGGUGCACAGACACGGAAGACAACCACCCAUAAACAAACAGUGUGAACAGCCUACCUUUAUAUGGUUCUCAAUCAGAGGAAAACGUCAAACACCUGUCCCUGAUUGAGAACCAUAUAAGGCUAAUUACAAACGACCUAAACAUAGAAACACAAAACAUAGAAUGCCCACCCCAACUCACGUCCUGACCAACUAAACACAUACAAAAAUAACAGAAAACAGGUCAGGAACGUGACACAAAGUGGCUUAAGGACAACAAAGUCAAGGUAUUGGAGUGGCCAUCACAAAGCCCUGACCUCAAUCCUAGAAAAUUUGUGGGCAGAACUGAAAAAGCGUGUGCGAGCAAGGAGGCCUACAAUCCUGACUCAGUUACACCAGCUCUGUCAGGAGGAAUGGGCCAAAAUUCACCCAACUUAUUGUGGGAAGCUUGUGGAAGGCUACCCGAAACGUUUGACCCAAGUUAAACAAUUUAAAGGCAAUGCUACCGAAUACUAAUUGGGUGUAUGUAAACUUCUGUCCCACAGGGAAUGUGAUGAAAGAAAUUAAAUCUGAAAUAAAUAAUUCUCUCUACUUUUAUUCUGACAUUUCACAUUCUUAAAAUAAAGUGGUGAUCCUAACUGACCUAAGACAGGGAAUGUUUACUAUGAUUAAAUGUCAGGAAUUGUGAAAAACUGAGUAUAAAAGUAUUUGGCUAAGGUGUAUGUAAACUUCCGACUUCAACUGUAUUACAGCACUGUUGGAGCUAGGAACACAAACAUUUUCGCUACACUUGCAAUAACAUCUGCUUGACCUUCUCUGUCCCUGCCUCUUUCUCUCUGUCCUUAUUCUCUCUCUGUCUCUCUCUCUCUUUUACUCACUCUCUCCUUUCACUCCAUCCUUAUUCUCAGUCUCUCCCUCCCUCUAUCUGCAGGUGUGGAGGAGCGCAGCCUGAGGCUUUAAAGAAGGACAACGCCUCUGCUGAGAGUGAGAACACAACGCCGUGGGAGAGAGUAGAGGAGAGAAGGAAGAGCAGGAGAGAGGGAGGGAUAGCUACAGUACAGUAAGGGAGUCUGGUAGAACUGGUUGUUGAAAGGAAAGAGCGAUGGAGUCUUUUGCAGGAGAUGCGGAGGGCAGCGCUGGUAACCUUACAGGAGGAAAGAGGAAGUCCAAGCUGAAGACUCUGAAGACACGUCUGUUUGGGAGAUCCAAGAGAGAGACCAAACUCAGCCAGUCUACUGGUGAUGUCACUGAGGCGGAGGGGCUGGGCUCAGCUGAGCAUCUGUGUUCAGGCAUGUUGGGAUCACGGGCGUUGUCACAUGACAGUAUCUUCUUGGCCGACCAGGAUCUGUCUAGUCCGGAGCAGCCCAGGGUUCUAUCCCAGGAGAACGUCCAAGGCGGGAUCAAAGAACUCCAGAUGAAGCUCCAGCAGCAGAACAUGCGUCUAGGCCCGUCUCCAUUGGUCCUGCCAAUCAAAAGUCCAGAGGACCUGGGGGGCAGCUCAGAGGACGAUGGUCUGCCCCACAGCCCUCCCGAAAUCUCCAUGGGCGACAACAGACACCCCCGGGGGGCAUCUUACAAGUUCCCUGCCCCGCCCAGGCACCAUAGCUCUCUGAGUUUAGCAGGAACAGGAAGUGAGGAGGAAGAGCAGGCCACCUCCCAACCCUUGUCCCAUCCCCUCUCUCCCAUGCUCAAAACUUCUCUUACCAGCUUCGUGCACCCCACCCCAUCUGCCCCCCUCUUUGCCUUCUCCCUUGCCUCUCCUGCCUUGGAUUUCAGCACCCCAGCCCAGUUCAUCCCCUCCCUGGAUAACUCUGCCGCCCGCCACCGUAUGUCUAUCAAGCCCAGGAACCAGAGGGCCAGUGCCAAGAACAAAAGGCUGACCAUGACUGAAUCGAGACCACGCUCAGAGAGUCUUAACAACUUUGACCGGCCCUUGACAGAGGAGGAAGAGGACGGGCCUGCUAUUACCGGGGGUAAAACACGUUUACGUUCUCGCUCUACCCAGAUCCAAAAGUUGGAGCAAGGGGGGUUGACCACCCCCACUGCACCCCCAGAGCUGAAACCCCUUAAGUCUGGUCCCACAGAGGCUGAGAGGUGCCCAAAAACCUCCACCCCAACCCUCACCUGCAAGCCCUCUCCACAGGAGCAGCCCCAUCCUGGGGUUGCUCUGAGACCAGUGGAAAUUGUGGCAGGCAAACAUCCACAGUCCUCCUCUGUGACCACAGUACGGGACCUGAGAUACACUCCACAACAGCAGACCCUGAAACUGUCCCUGGGAGACCCCAAGCCCUCAGCCCCGUCCCAAACCAAGAGGGACGUCCUGAGCAAGAGUGGUGUGAAAGAUUCAACCCCCAGCACCGAGGAUGGCCCCAAAGAAAACCCAGUCCCGGCCGCCCAGCCCGCAGCUAGCCUGGCCUCAGUGGUGGAUCUCAGAACAUCCUCUCUGAGGUGGAAGCCAGAGGCUGUGGCUGCUGGUCAGAGUACCACAGAGCCACCUGCUGGGCAGGAGGACGCAGUUCAGGCAGAGCCAAGGCCAGUCUCUGGAUCCUUCCGCUUCUCCAUCAACUCUGCCAGGGAGCGGGAGAGACACAAGAUGGGAAGUGGUGGUUUCUUGGGAGUGGUGGAGCAGGCUGGGGCUGGGGCGAAGAGGGAGGGGAGGGAGAAGGGGACAGAGGUGAAGUUGAUCUCCUCAAACGCCAGCCAGAGAGGGCAGGAGCAGCAUGGGGGCAGGCAAGAGGGAGCCAAGCCCAAAGAAGAGGAGUUGACUGCCAGCGAUAUCGGGGAGAAAGUGUCGGAUAGGGAGGAGGUGGAGGAGGAGAGCAGGGAGGGAGUGGAGGAGGCAGUGGAAGCAAAGGAGGAGGCACAGGAAGAGGAGGAAGAGGGGAAAUCAGCAUUUGGCGUGAAGCUUCGCUCCACCUAUCUCUCUCUGAGGGUCCGGGCGGAGUCAGCCACCAGCCAAUCAGAUCUCAAGACGGACCAUCAAAGUCAGGAGGUGUGUGCUCUCCCUCUUACCCCUUACACCCUUUCCUCAAAACCCACCGGGCUUGAGGGGCUACAGGACACCCCGCCAGCCAACUCAAUGCCCCAAAAGCUCCAUACAAACACCUGGGAUGCCCCAACAACACUGUCUUCACCCAGGGGGAGAGCUGGCUCCCUCAGAGAAGCAGUAACCUCAGCCCAGCCUGCCCCCUCAUCUCUCACUAAAGAGGCCCAAACCACCACAGCUAUCCCUAAGGUGGUCCAAACCACCCCUGUCCCAGCCAUGGAAGCCCACACUACCUCCUCAGCCACUCAGGACCCCACGACUGGCCCCCAGGCGCCCCCCAAGGCUACCGUAUCCUGGAUUAGCAUGGCAUGGGGGAAGACCAGGGGCCUCCAGCAGCUCUUCACCAGCAGUCUACCCAGAGACCUCACCGGCAUGCAGUCCCCAACUCAACCGCAAUGUCAGACCACAACACAACCACAGACGUCGUCACUGGCUCAGAUCAUGACACAAACUCAGAGACAGAAUGCAACACAACCACAGACACAGACGACAAUGACACCACAGGCUCAGACCACAGCACAACCACAAUCACAGACCCCAAUGCAACCCCUGACUGCUAAACUACUGCAGUCACAGAAUUCAUCACAACCACCACAGACAGCAGCACAAACACCCACACAGACCACAAAACAACCGCAGACUGACAAAACACCACAGACACACAACACAACACAACCACAGACAGUGACCCAACCAUCAACACCGAACACAAAACCAUCAACACAUGUGUCAAACCAAACCAACACUCGGGCAGCACAACCAUCCACCGCCCCUCAACCGCUAGCGCAAUCUACCCUAAGUUCUGUGUCUCAGGUGACCUCACCGUCCAACCUACGAGCAACCCAGCACACCCUGCGCUCCACUCCACAGACCCAAGCCCAAGGCACACUACGAUCUGCCCCAAUGUGUGCCACUUCCACUCAGCCCCUGGCCUCGUCUUUCCUCUCUUCAAGCCCAAGCUCCACACCCAGCCAGCCCCCAUGGAGCACACGAGGUCACAACCCGACCCCUCAGCCCAAACCAGCCUUAGCCCCAACAACAACCCCAGCCCCAGUCCAAGCCACAGUCCCAGCACUAGGGAGAGGUGAGAGGACCCCUGUUCUCCAGGGGAAGAGUGAGGAGACGGCUAUGCCCACAGAGAAGUGGGUGGACAGGCCAGGGACUGUGGGAGGGAGGACAGCCUUUCUGGAGAAACGGGCGGAGUGGACCCCUCUUGCUUGGAGCAAGGAGGAGCUCAGGAGAAAAAGGACCCCACCUGAGUCUCAGCCCACAGCUGAAUCUGCUGCUCCUUCCAAAACGCCACCCACUCACAGAAACACUAAAGUUGCUAAACUUGAUGGGAGGCCAGAAUCAAGCCCAACCAAAGUGGCAGGCAGGCUUGCAGACAGAGAGCACAAAUGGCUGAAAAAGAACAUGGCAACGUCGUCAUCUCCUUCAUCAUUACCUUCGUCAUCAUCCCCCCUGCACACCAUCUCUGACAGCGGGGGGCAGCCAUCUUGGAUGGAACUGGCCAAGAGGAAGUCAAUGGCCUGGAAUGACAAGACCAUGGACUGAUAGAAUGAGAACGAAAGAAACAGAAAAAGAGAAGGGGAGAGGGAUAAGGAGAGAGAGGGGAGCGUCAGGUGGUGGAUAUAUAGAGAUAGGGAGAGAUACAGAGAGAGAGAGGGGGAGUUCCUUAUUUUAAUGCACUUAUUGUUAGUUGCUAUAGACAAGAGUGUCUGCUAAAAUGUCUCAAUUGCAAGUUGUGAGAGUGGUAGAGACGGAGCAAGACAGAGGGAGAGAAACAGCAACAACAGUAGUGAUGGGAAUGUAGAGCGAGUGAAGGACAAAGUGAGAUGUUGAGUUCAUUGAAGUGGAAUUGAAUUGGCCUUGGAAGCAAAAGCUAUAGGUAAGCUGUAAAAUCUGCUUCCCUUGAAUGUACAGGCUUGCUUUGUUUGUGACAUAUUUUUUGUAUUGUAUGUUUGCGUAUGGGAUGACCAUGAUGUAGAAUGGUUCACCAUCUCUGAAUUCUUACGUUUUCUGUCUCUCUUGGUUUUGAUCCAAACAUAUUUUUGUCCCUAACUCUGGGCUUAUGUUAGAGAUGGGAAAAAUAUUAUUGAUAUAUUGUUUGAAUAAUAUUUUAAUUAUAUCUCAGAAAUAAAUAAUGUAUAAGAUAUUUAUGAAAUCAAUAAAUGCUUAUGUAUGUGACUAAAUGCCCCAGUGUUGUUCUAACUAUUUAUCUUUAAUUAUUUAUGAUGAAUAAUAAAAUUACAAAUGUU